Molecule: messenger RNA, 1047 nt
Organism: Lonchura striata (white-rumped munia)
Lineage: Eukaryota; Metazoa; Chordata; Aves; Passeriformes; Estrildidae
Source: RefSeq, a predicted model, not a curated record
AUGGCCAGGGCGAGCCCGGCGGCGGCCAGCAGCCGCCUCCUCCGCUGCCAGAGCCGGGCGGCGGCGGCGAGCAGGUCCUCCUUGCCGUGCGAGGCAAUGGUGGCGCGGGGGGCCGGCCGCUCCCUGCGGGGGACGGCAAGAAGAGGCGGUGAGACCCCGCCGCCGGCGCCUCCCCGCCCGGCCCCCGCCUCAGCCCGCCCGCCGGCCGGCCGGCAGCCCCGCCAUGCCGAGAGCCGCCCCGCUCCGCUCCGAGGGGACGCGGCGCCCCGUCCGCCCGCCGGGGCUGGGCGGGCGCGGGGGGCGUCGCCGCGGCGAGCGGGCGCCCGGCUCUACCCUCGGUGCCGCGGGGGGGACGGGCUCGCCCGCCCCCGUCGCCGCCCCGACGUGGGGGGCGCGGGCAGGGCGGACCCACCUGCGGGGGGCCGGGGCGGAGCCGCCUGGGGGGCUCCGGGGCGCCGCCGUCGUUGCGGUCCGCGGGGCGCCCGUCUGCCGCCGCCGGCCGCGCCGAGCGCCGGUGGCGGCGCGGCCCCCGGGCGGGGCGGGCGGAGGGGAGGGGAGAGGCGGCGGGGCGUCCCGCGCGUCCCCGGGCGCUCCGGCUGCGGGGCAGACCGCGCCCGCCCCGCCGUCACCGGCGGAGUCACUGCGGUGCCGCCCAACCUGCGCCCCGCUGAAGGCGGGACGGCCGGGACGCACGGCGCUGUCCCGUUCACCUGCCGCCUGAAGCGCUGCCUCCCUGCCUCUCUCCAUCCCUUCGUCCCUCCGUCCCUCUGCCCGAUGCCCGGACGGCGGCCGGAGCCCCGGUCCCGCCGGGGUGAGCUCCCUGCCGCCGCCGACAUGCGCAGCUUUCCGCGGGAGGGGGCCGGGAAAGCCCCGGCCAGGCAGCAGGUCACCUCAGAGCGGUCCCCGCGGCUUCCUCAGGCUCCCCGCCUCCUGCCUCGGCGGCCCAGAGACGAGCGGGACAACAUCGCGGCUGCAUCUUGCUCCUCAACACAUCCAAGUGUUACCCCUGUCCCGGUUUUCCAGAGGCAGGCAGGGCUUGCCAAGUGA